UCUUCUACGCAUGCGCGCAUUGUGCGUCGUUUACUACAGUCUACAAUUGUUAAACUAAAAGAAACACCAUUUAAAAACAUGUCGGAGAAAGGAGAGGUGGAUUUAACUGGUGCCAAGCAGAACACGGGUGUGUGGCUUGUGAAGGUACCCAAAUAUCUCUCUCAGCAAUGGGCGAAAGCGACGGGCAGAGGGGACGUCGGGAAACUCCGAAUAUGCAAGAAAGGAAACCAAGGAAAAGCAGAGGUGUCUUUCACUUUGAAUGAAGAGCUGACCGUGAUCGACGGUAUCGAAGACAAGACGGUGUCGGCGCCUCGCGACCACCCGUUCACCAUGCAGACGGUGGGGGGUCAGAUGCUGGCGGUCUUCACAGAGAACUCGUCAGGCCAGUCAGAAGAAAGAUCUGAUGGCAGCAGCUCAGUUUCGGGGGCGGGGGCAGGUCCAGAUAAAAUCGCCUUGGAGGGAGUGGUAGUGCAGAGAGCAGAGUGCAGACCUGCUGUUAGUGAAAGCUACAUGAGGCUGAAGAGGUUGCAGAUUGAAGAGUUGGCCAAGCCGGUCCGGCUGUCACAACAGUUGGAUAGAGUUGUCACCAGCAACUACAAACCGGUGGCCAACCAUACUUACAAUCUUGAGUAUGAGCGGAAAAAGAAGGAGGACGGAAAGAGAGCAAGAGCAGAUAAACAGCAGGUGUUGGACAUGUUGUUUUCUGCUUUUGAGAAGCAUCAGUUCUACAACAUCAAAGACCUGGUGGACAUCACCAAACAGCCUGUGAUUUACUUGAAGGAAAUCCUGCGUGACAUUGGCAUCUACAAUGUGAAGGGGACGCACAAGAACACCUGGGAGCUCAAACCAGAAUACCGACAUUACCAAGGCGAGGAAAAGACCGACGAAUAGUUUUGGACCCUCCCAAGGCCGAUACACCGCCUGUUAUUUUGAUAGGGGCGGUGUCCCUCCCAAAUACCCAGAGCAGGCCUUGCUCAGCCUCCGGCUUACCACGUCAGGUCAAAAGCAACACUGGACGAUGAGGCCAUGUGUUAAGGGAGAGGUUGUGGUAUCCUGUUACUUUGUAGGAGACACAAAGAAAGGGCAACAAAUGCAAGUGUUGCGCUCAUGUGUGCUCUACUGGACGUUGGUUGAAGCUUCUGCAGACGAGGCCUCAGUACGAGUUUAGUUCUAGCCAGCAGGCUCAGGACAUGACAUUUAUGAAUGUCUGUCUUGGCAUCGAAUAAUUGACACUAGCUCUCACCGCCAACCAGACAUGCGCUGAGGAAGUUUGUUUUUAAUAGACCUUUUAAAUUUCUGUGUUGACAAUUUAGACCGGCAGCAUUGCUGCAAAUCUUCCUGUAUUUGUAGUUGAGUUUUCACAUCAGCUCAUCUGGACAGUUUUUAAAUUGCAAUGACUUAUGCAUUAAAUGGUUUUCAACAUAA
Cyclopterus lumpus (lumpfish) is the source of this 1425-nucleotide messenger RNA. RefSeq names its product general transcription factor IIF subunit 2-like. Gene Ontology annotation, biological process: transcription initiation at RNA polymerase II promoter; transcription by RNA polymerase II. Bases 79 to 891 code for a protein of 270 amino acids. The transcript has 9 exons. Gene Ontology annotation, cellular component: transcription factor TFIIF complex. The record is from RefSeq and is a predicted model, not a curated record. NCBI's taxonomy places the organism in Eukaryota, Metazoa, Chordata, Actinopteri, Perciformes, Cyclopteridae.